AAAAAAAGCGCCUCAUUCCUUCUUCCACCGCCAUACUGUAUUUUAUAGUAACUCUCAUUUUUAUUCCUCCCUUUUACUCCCGCUCGUGGAAGGUUUUCCUGGAGAAUGAAGUGCGGUUCGGUUUCCUUGUCAACGGAAGAUGAAGUGAACAACUGAACAUCUCCCCGGUGCAGUUGCUCACAGGGUACAUCCUUGGACAAGUUACUUAGAUGCAGAUCGUGAAAGGUUUUCAAGGCUCCAAUUAAUUCCAAAGGCAUCUUUAAAGGGUUAAAGCCAAGUGACCUAACCAUGACCGGCAAAACACAGACCAGCAAUGUCACCAAUAAGAAUGACCCCAAGUCGAUCAACUCCAGAGUCUUCAUUGGCAAUCUGAACACAGCCAUUGUCAAAAAAGGUGACAUAGAGGCGAUCUUUGCAAAGUACGGAAAAAUAGUUGGCUGCUCUGUGCACAAAGGUUAUGCGUUUGUACAGUACAUGAGUGAGAGACAUGCGAGGGCUGCAGUGGCGGGCGAGAAUGCCAGGAUCAUCGCAGGGCAGCCUCUAGAUAUCAACAUGGCAGGAGAACCAAAACCAUACAGACCAAAACCUGGCAACAAGCGACCACUUUCAGCACUUUAUAGCGGCUAUGUCUUUGAUUACGAUUACUACAGGGAUGACUUCUACAAUCGGUUGUUUGAUUACCAUGGUCGUGUCCCCCCACCACCCCGUGCAGUGAUACCACUGAAGCGUCCUCGUGUGGCUGUGACAACAACUCGCAGAGGCAAAGGGAUUUUUUCCAUGAAAGGAGCAUCACGAUCCACAUCAAGUGGGGCUUCUUCCUCGGGAUCCAAAUUGAAAUCAGAUGAGUUGCAAACAAUCAAGAAGGAAUUAACCCAAAUCAAAACUAAAAUUGACUCCUUGCUAGGGAGACUGGAAAAGAUUGAAAAACAGCAAAAAGCUGAGGCAGAAGCUCAAAAGAAACAAAUGGAAGAUAAUGCUGAUUUGAUUCAAGAGGAAUGCAUAUCAGAGAAUGCAGAUAACUCUACAGAAGAGCCAAUUGAAGGAGGGCCAGAUGCAGAUGGGGAUGGAGAAGAGAUGACUGAUGGGAUAGAGGAGGAUUUUGAUGAGGAUGGCAGCAAUGAGCUGUUUCUACAGAUCAAGUGAUGAGAAGUCCUAUGUGAACCCCCUGGAGGCUGAGAAGAGAACUUCCCCACACAAAAUUGUGAACUGCGGUUUCUUAUGGCUCGCAACACCUUUGAUUCAAUUUGUAUGAAAACUCAAUUUACUUAUUAAAAUGGACGUUAUCGUUCAAAUAUUAGAAUUUCCAUUUCUUAUAUGUUCUAAGCUGUACAAUUGUCAGAUUUUUAUGGUUUAGAUUGUAAAUGUGUUUUUCUCUGGCUAAUUAUUGGUAUUUUUUUUUUAAUUUUGAUGUCUUAAAGGCCAAUGUAUGUAUCAUAAUAAUAUGAAGGACAUAUUUAACAAAAGUGGGUGAAACACUGUAUACAAAUGUAUAUUUGUAAAAGCUAUUUUUAUGAUUAGCAUGUUUUACUGUUCUAUCAUAUUUAAAGUCAGGUGAUAUUGCACUUCUUUGUUUAUAGCUUAAUUCAAACAAGAUCAUUGUUAUGAUCAGUGCCACAACUAAAUACAUUGUAUGGUAUUUACCAUUAUUUUAUUUAUUUGAUUCCUCAAUUGAAAUAAUUAUGUUUACUAAUAGGGAUCGCUGCUAAAAAGUAAAAUUAUGAAAAUAUAAGAGCAAUUCCUGGUAAACUGUAAAUUGGAUGCCCCUGCAAAUCCAUUUUUUUCAGAAAAAUGCUCUAUGUGAUGCCAUCCACUAGCACAGUUCUUAUAGCUGUACCUGCUAGUCUCUCAGGGUAGUUUGUUGUUACUAUACAGAGAGCUUACAGAACAGUUAGUCUCCCAUCCAGCUAGGUAAAUGACUUACAAACUGGCAAUACCUGAGAGUUUGAGUUAGCUUACUGAUAGCUUUUGGUUUUAUUUUCCGAGAGUAGAGUCUUUCCACUCUACUGAACUCCUAAAAAAGCUUGAAGGUGGAAUAAUUAAUUAUUGCAGAUGUUGUAGGGGGAAUUUGAGUAUAGAAUUUCUUAAUAAAUCAUUUUUCCUUUCAAAUUGAAUGAAUGCAUUAUUUCUCUUGUUUUACUCAAAUAUGAAGUGUAUCAGAGCAUAUACAACACGGUUACAAGAUUUUCUUCUCUAAUGAAAGUAUGAACUCGUUUACCAUUCUGAAGCUAGGCCUACAUAGUUUUACAGGUGAUGUGAAACAAGGAAGAGAUAUUUACGUCCUUAUGAGACAUGUACUCCUACAGAGAGAGAUAUCUCUAAAGUGAUUGCAGAGAAGAAGAAUGACCUGAAAGCAAUAGCUUUCCAAGAGAUAGAGACAUUAAUUUGGGUAGUAGCAUACACAGUCAAAUGGAGCUUAGAUACAGUUGUGUGUCAAUUUGGAACAGAGAGCUGUGACUUUCCCUGAUACCCAUGUCCCGUGGUAUCCGGUAUUUCAACUCAACAAAAAUGAACCUUUGUUUUGCCCUUUUAAUUAUUCUCUGUUGGCUGAAAGAAAAAUAAAAUUAAAGGCACUAGUGAGUCUCUUCAAUAGAACAAACUUUUAAUUUCUAUAAAAAAACGUAUCUUUGUGAGAUGUUGAGUUCACCUCAAAAUAACAGGCUAUGAGGAGGUGGGAGGUCAAGAACUCCAGGCAGGUUUCCAUCAUGGGGACCAUCAUCCAAAAGGACUGAUACUCUUUGAAUAUCUGGGAAGAAAAACGUGCAUUUGAAUUUAAUUAUGUAUUAAUGCACGGCAAUUUACUUCAUUAAAAGAUUAUGUAACAUAGCAUCCUCAGUUAUGUUUGUGCAUCUUAAACCUAGCUUAUCGAUAUAGUCUGUGGAGCUAGAUGAGUUUACCCGAGAACUAAGUAUUACCUAGCUAUUUAAUUAAGGAAAGAAGUUCGUUAUAAGUAGUUAUGCCUGAACAUAAACAAUUGUAGCUUCAGAAUCUACCUAGGGUGACAGUCCCAGAAAAGUGCAAGAAAAAAUAUUACCGUGUAUGUGAAAUAUUAAGUCAAAUUAAAGUGUUAGCUUGCCUCUGACUAAUACCCUGGCUAUUUUAAAAUUUUAAUUUUCCCUUUUUUUCCUGGUAAUAUUGAGGCUUAUAAUGGUUAUGGUGAAAUAUGUCUCCACUUUCUAUCCAUAAGUAUAGGUUAUUAUCAUUUUUACCUGCAAAAUGCAAAAAGAAUUGCCAUUUUGGGAUCUCCCAUCUUUAGCUAAUAGUUAAAAAAGGAAGUCCAAAUCUUAGUAACUCCGUGGGCAUUUUGCCUUAGUAAAUAUUUAUCUCAUGUAACCGUUGGAUGUCUUAAAAGGUGCAGAUUUUUAUCUAACAGCUCAAUUCUGAUAUUCGUGUUAAUAAACUACAAAUAAGAAGUAGCUAACUGUAUUGCCUCUUUACCACCUCUGUUCCAAAUGAGCUAUUAAUCACAGAAAUGCACUGUAUUAUACUUUUACAAAUUCUUUCCCGUCUUUACCCUUACAUUAUAUGUUUACAGAAAUGAUUUCACAGUCUGAAUGUUAAGGCUGUUUCACAUCACCGUUUAAGUCCUGAAAACAUUUUGAAUGCAAAAAGACAUCUGAGAUGAGAUCAUUAGGUACUGUUUCAUUUGCAAGCCACAAACUUGUGCCCUCAGGUCUACUACUAGCAAGGUUUCUUAAUGGCAUGCUUGACUCAAAUAACUAAAGAGAAUGCUGGUAGCUUCAGCAGAGCUCAAUAUUUCUCUGCUUUUCACGUAUGCGGUAUGCUCAGUGUUGUUUGUCGUCACCACAUAUACUUACUUGUUUUACGUGGGUUUUCUUAGGUUAUUUUAAUAUUGCUCAUACUUUGCAGUUUUGAAGAACAGGAAGCAUAAAGGAUCUUGUGAAUCAAUUUGGCUUGUCAACAGUUCUAUAAAAUCCUUUAUAUACAGUCCUGGUUAAACCAAUUCAUUUUCUACACAGACCUACCUGCUCUGUGUACUACAGAUAUUUAUUUUAAGCCUGUGCAGCUGCAUGAAUGGAAAACUUAUGCUAAAAAAGCUUUACAGUUUGAAUCAGGAAAAAAUAUUUUUACUUUUGUAAACUCUUGUAUUGCAUAUUACUGCUGGUUUGGUUAGUUUUCUGUGUAGAUCCAUUUUUAGUUCUGAAAAACCAUUGUACUUAAACUAUGUAGAUAGUUACAAUCUUGUAAGCAGUCAUCUUUUUAAUAGGUAGUACUGAAAGUUAGAAUUAAACGUGUAAGGUUUGCCCAUAUAGACCAGAUUUAUGGUUCAUGACAAUUUUCUUUAAAAUAUUGUAACAUAAUUUUUACAUGUCUGUAAAUAAAUAUUUUCUCUGAUUUAUGCACUAAUUCAGUUUUGUAAUUUCUUUUGCUAAAAUGUGACUCUAAGAAACUUUCAAGGAAAAUUGUUUUCUUUCAUGGGAAAAUACAAUUUAAAGUUCUGAAAUACUGCUGUCCUUCACAGACAUUCCAAGUAGAACAAGCAGAAACAGAUAUCCAUAGUAUCAAGAUUAUUCCUAAGUGAAUAAGGAGGAGAAAAACAUUGUAAAUACUGCUAAGUCAUUUCAACAGCUUGAGAAAAUAAAUAUCAGCCCUGUGUUAAAAACUGAGAAGAUGUGUUCCUCAAGAAAAAUAAUUAUUCAGUUUAUUCAGAAACCUACUUGCUUUAACGGGAAAUACUAAGCUCUCUGUGUAUUUUUACACACCUUGGAAGUUUCUAAGUUUUAUAUGAUAUUAUUAAAACAGCAUGUACUAUUAUAAUGGAAUUGUUGGAAGGCUAGAUCAUGAAAUACAUGUGGUUUAUAUAUUGUAUCUAAUUCUCUACAUUUUAGUGUGUUUUCCAUAUUGUUACAGCUAUGCCAUAUUUCCCAGUAAUUUCAU
This is a messenger RNA of Struthio camelus australis, 4896 nucleotides long. The record is from RefSeq and is a predicted model, not a curated record. NCBI's taxonomy places the organism in Eukaryota, Metazoa, Chordata, Aves, Struthioniformes, Struthionidae.